Messenger RNA from Pichia membranifaciens NRRL Y-2026, 1425 nucleotides. RefSeq lists its product as hypothetical. The record is from RefSeq and is a predicted model, not a curated record. Lineage: Eukaryota; Fungi; Ascomycota; Pichiomycetes; Pichiales; Pichiaceae. Gene Ontology annotation, cellular component: fungal-type vacuole; plasma membrane. Bases 1 to 1425 code for a protein of 474 amino acids. The transcript has a single exon.
AUGCAGAACUUACAGUCGUACAUCGACGGGCUCCCUGUGCAGCUCCAGACGAAGGUCUCUGCCUUGACUUCGUUCCCGUCUCUCACCGAAACUAUCCCCACCACCGUCGCCAGCUAUGCCACGAUCACGUCCAUCCUGCAGCAGGCCCGAGCCAACCAAAUCUCCGCCUACCACGCCCUCCAGGUGGUGACGAACUCGGUGUCAACCAUCAGCUUGGUCAACGACAUCAUCCAGGCCCAGGCCACCGUGCAGUAUUACAGCUACCUGGAGGAGGCUGCCACAGCCACAAACUCCGCCGUCAAGGCGUCCCUCAUGACCGAGGCCGUGAGGGCCUCGGAGGUCAUGUUCGACAUGUUCAACGACGAAGCCUUUUACAAGGGUAACUACCCCUCUCUUGGCGGUAACAUCGCCCUCUUGGUGGUGUACUCCUUCUUUUUCGCUCUCCAGGUUAUCUCCGGUGUCUUCUACCACCAGUGGUGGUUCUUGACAUGCUGGUCCUGCGGCAUGGCACUCGAGGUCUUGGGUUACGUCGGCCGUAUCUGGUCCCACGAAAACAUCCAGAACUUUGACGCUUUCGUCAUGCAGCUUGUCUGCUUGACUCUCGCCCCCUGUUUCAUGAUGGCCGGGAUUUACUACGUCAUCGCCCAGUUGACCCUCAUCUUCGGCCAGAAGUUCUCUGUCUUGCGGCCAAUGCAGUACUCCCUCAUCUUCAUCAUCUGUGAUAUCAUAUCCAUCAUCCUCCAGGCCGUUGGGGGUGGUGUGGCCGCGGGCGCAUUGUCCGUGUACCAGUCGACCCAGCAGGGCUCUAACAUCAUGGUCGGUGGCUUGGCCUACCAGGUCUUCACCAUUGCUCUUUUCCAGUUCUUUUGGUACCUCUUCUUUUUCAGAGUGUACAGGAGUUACAAGAAACACGGAGAUGCAGAAUUCAACCCGGACUUCGCCCAUAUUCGACAAAGGAAGUUUUUGAUACCGUUCAUAUGUGCGGUUUCUUUUGCCGUCGUGUUGAUCUUUGUCAGAUCUAUCUAUAGAUUGAUUGAGCUUGCAGAAGGUUGGUCCUCCACUUUGGCCGUCGACGAAAUUUACUUCAUGAUCUUGGAGGCGCUGAUGGUCUCUUUGGCAAGUUGUGUGCUCUCAUUCAUGAGUCCCGGUCUUGCAUACGGUAGACACUCGCACAUCUACCUCGACAAGUCACUCAAGGCGACCUUCAGCAAGCACUACACCGCUGGCGAACAAGACAGUAGCAACGAGAAGGACGUUUCCCUGAACUCAGAUGGUCUGGACCUAGAAACCGAAGACAACAAUGACGACGCUGCCUUUUAUGAGACCCACAACGGUUCCAACAUGAACUCGGGAGGUGGAUAUCAGUUUGAUGAUCAGCGCACGCACGUAGAUGACCCGUAUGAGCAUGGCGCAAAUAAUGCAUGA